AUGGCCAAAAUUUCCAUUUUCCUCGGAUACCUCCACGCGCUCCUAAUCCAAGUCCCCCAGCACGGAUACCACAACAUCUCACGCGUCUUCCAGCCUCAGAUCCGAAGCCUCGCCGACAGCUUGACCGCUAAUACCAGCCGUGUUGGCAAGGAGAUCGAAUUGCAAUCUAUGAAGCCUAAACAGACUGGAGGAGCAGGAGCAGGAGCAAACAAGAACGCAUAA
Messenger RNA from Capronia coronata CBS 617.96, 222 nucleotides. RefSeq lists its product as uncharacterized. The coding region runs from base 1 to 222 and encodes 73 amino acids. The transcript has a single exon. The record is from RefSeq and is a predicted model, not a curated record. Lineage: Eukaryota; Fungi; Ascomycota; Eurotiomycetes; Chaetothyriales; Herpotrichiellaceae.